Nannospalax galili (Upper Galilee mountains blind mole rat) is the source of this 6458-nucleotide messenger RNA. RefSeq names its product ER degradation enhancing alpha-mannosidase like protein 3 (gene Edem3). Lineage: Eukaryota; Metazoa; Chordata; Mammalia; Rodentia; Spalacidae. The transcript is spliced from 20 exons. Gene Ontology annotation, cellular component: endoplasmic reticulum; membrane. The record is from RefSeq and is a predicted model, not a curated record. Gene Ontology annotation, molecular function: calcium ion binding; mannosyl-oligosaccharide 1,2-alpha-mannosidase activity. Bases 236 to 3037 code for a protein of 933 amino acids. Gene Ontology annotation, biological process: carbohydrate metabolic process; endoplasmic reticulum mannose trimming; mannose trimming involved in glycoprotein ERAD pathway.
CUACGACACCGGAAAGUUGGGGGAGGCGCUCCGGGCCGCGGAGGGCGGAGGGCGGUGGCAGCGCUGGCGCUGGGGACCGACUCGGUUGCUUCGGCAAACAUUUCGGCGCCGGUGGCCGUCCGCCUCAUUCCACAGCCCGCCCUCGACACGGCUCGCAGCCUCCUCGCCGCCGGCGGUCGGCAAUGUGGCCCACCGAGCGGGUGUAGCAGCUGCGCGUGCGCGGAACCGCGGGGCCAUGAGCGAAGCCGGCGGCCGGGGCUUUGGGUGCCGGGUCCCCCAGCGAGCGCCAUGGAGCUUCGUGGCCGCGACCGCUGCGCUCUGCCUGGUGUCGGCCACGUCGGUGUGCCGGGCGGUAGCCGCGCCCAUGAGCAGGGAGGAGAAGCAGAAGCUCGGGAAUCAGGUCCUGGAAAUGUUUGAUCAUGCUUACGGCAACUAUAUGGAACAUGCUUACCCAGCUGAUGAACUCAUGCCUUUAACCUGUAGAGGUCGUGUCAGGGGCCAAGAACCAAGCCGGGGUGAUGUAGAUGAUGCCUUGGGAAAAUUUUCCCUAACACUGAUUGAUUCUUUGGACACUCUUGUGGUAUUAAAUAAAACUAAAGAAUUUGAAGAUGCUGUGAGAAAAGUUUUAAGAGAUGUUAAUUUAGAUAAUGAUGUAGUCGUAUCAGUCUUUGAAACAAACAUCAGAGUUCUUGGGGGUCUUUUGGGUGGACACUCGCUGGCAAUCAUGCUGAAAGAAAAAGGUGAAUAUAUGCAGUGGUACAAUGAUGAACUGCUCCAAAUGGCAAAGCAGCUGGGUUACAGACUCCUACCAGCUUUCAACACCACCAGUGGCCUGCCCUAUCCAAGAAUUAAUUUAAAGUUUGGCAUCAGAAAACCAGAAGCCCGGACUGGAACUGAGACAGAUACCUGUACGGCCUGUGCAGGUACCUUGAUCCUUGAGUUUGCUGCUUUAAGUCGAUUCACAGGAGCAACAAUAUUUGAGGAAUAUGCAAGAAAAGCUCUUGAUUUUCUCUGGGAAAAAAGACAACGAAGUAGUAAUUUAGUGGGCGUGACUAUCAAUAUUCAUACUGGAGACUGGGUACGCAAAGAUAGUGGAGUUGGAGCAGGGAUUGAUUCAUAUUAUGAGUAUCUGCUGAAAGCCUAUGUCUUGCUUGGAGAUGACAGUUUUCUGGAAAGAUUUAAUACACACUAUGAUGCCAUAAUGAGGUACAUUAGCCAGCCCCCUCUCCUGCUUGAUGUGCAUAUCCACAAACCAAUGCUGAAUGCUCGGACUUGGAUGGAUGCUUUGCUCGCCUUCUUUCCAGGUUUGCAGGUUUUAAAGGGUGAUAUUAGGCCUGCUAUUGAAACUCAUGAAAUGUUGUAUCAGGUGAUUAAAAAACACAAUUUUCUACCAGAGGCAUUUACUACAGAUUUCAGGGUGCACUGGGCUCAACAUCCUUUAAGGCCAGAGUUUGCAGAAAGUACCUACUUCUUAUAUAAAGCUACAGGAGACCCUUACUACCUUGAAGUAGGGAAAACCCUCAUUGAAAAUUUAAAUAAGUAUGCUAGAGUGCCUUGUGGGUUUGCUGCCAUGAAAGAUGUUCGCACUGGGAGUCAUGAGGACAGAAUGGAUUCUUUCUUCUUGGCUGAAAUGUUUAAAUAUCUUUACCUAUUAUUUGCUGAUAAAGAAGACAUUAUUUUUGACAUAGAAGAUUACAUCUUUACCACAGAAGCACAUCUGUUACCUCUUUGGCUCUCGACUACAAAUCGAAGCAUCUCUAAGAAGAACACAACCUCAGGAUACACAGAACUGGAUGACAGUAAUUUUGACUGGACUUGUCCAAACACUCAGAUUCUUUUCCCUAAUGAUCCAUUGUAUGCUCAGAGCAUUCGUGAACCCUUAAAAAAUGUGGUGGAUAAGAGCUGUCCAAGAGGCAUCAUCAGAGUCAGAGAGGAGAGUUUCAGAAGUGGAGCUAAACCUCCUCUGAGAGCCAGAGAUUUUAUGGCCACUAACCCUGAGCAUUUAGAAAUCUUGAAGAAGAUGGGAGUGAGUUUGAUUCACCUCAAAGAUGGGCGAGUCCAGUUGGUCCAGCAUGCAAUCCAAGCUGCCAGUUCAAUCGAUGCUGAAGAUGGAUUGCGGUUCAUGCAAGAGAUGAUUGAAUUGUCAAGUCAACAACAGAAAGAACAGCAGCUACCUCCACGAGCUGUGCAAAUUGUUUCCCACCCAUUUUUUGGCAGGGUAGUCUUGACUGCUGGACCAGCUCAAUUUGGGCUGGAUCUAUCUAAACAUAAAGAGACAAGAGGAUUUGUUGCAAGCAGUAAACCAUAUAAUGGUUGUUCAGAGCUUACUAACCCUGAGGCAGUGAUGGGAAAAAUUGCUUUGAUUCAAAGAGGACAAUGCAUGUUUGCAGAAAAGGCACGCAACAUCCAGAAUGCUGGAGCCAUUGGUGGCAUUGUUAUUGAUGACAAUGAGGGGAGCAGUAGUGAUACUGCCCCGCUGUUCCAGAUGGCUGGAGAUGGGAAGGACACGGAUGACAUAAAGAUCCCCAUGCUGUUCCUGUUCAGUAAGGAAGGGAGCAUCAUUCUGGAUGCCAUCCGGGAGUAUGAGGAGGUGGAAGUGCUCCUUUCUGAUAAAGCCAAAGAUCGAGAUCCUGAAAUGGAAAAUGAAGAACAGCCAUCCUCUGAAAAUGAUUCUCAGAAUCAAAGCACUGAGCAGAUUGUAUCACUUUCUCAGACAGUUGAUUUAGUUGAUCGAGAGACUCCUGACGAAAGUUUUCUGAGCUCUCACUCAGAAUCUUUAUCGCCAGCAGAUACUGAGGAUGCUAGGAGCACUUCUUCUUCUGAACAGACCUCUAAUCCCACAGAAAGCCACGAGACUACAAGUCUUGAUGGUGAAUGUACAGAUUUAGAUAACCACCUUCAAGAACAAUCAGAAGCUGAGGAAGAUUCCAAUCCUAAUGCAAGCUGGGGUAAAAAAGUCCAGCCUAUAGACUCCAUAUUAGCAGACUGGAGUGAAGAUAUAGAAGCAUUUGAAAUGAUGGAGAAGGAUGAACUAUGACUCUCUGUAAAGACUCUGGUGGUAGAUGUUUAAAAAGAAAAGGUAAACUGCGGUUAUAGACACCCUAAUACCAAGCAGACACUCCAGGGGGAGGCUCUGGGUAUGGUGAUGCGUAACCAUGUUCUGACUAGGGUAGGUAAUUAUAGGAAUCUGGAGCAUGCUGUGUUAGAACUGACCUUACUAAAAUUGUCCCAUCCAAAUGAUUGCAUUGUACACCCUGCAAUGUAUCAGGACAGGGAAAAGUUACUGGUAUUCCUGGGAACCAUAUUUCUGCAGUCCCUAGAUAUGACAAGAAACAAAUCCAGCUAAUAUGAGGUGGGGAACAGGAGUUGGUGUAGCUUUCUGAUUGAAGGAAGCUCCACUCUGUGGGUUUGGGGAGGCCCUUUGGGGAAGACUUGAAUGCAUGUUGUGGCAUUAUGCUCCUGCUGCCUUCACAGGGACACUAGGAGACCUGAGUGCUUAUGAAGCAGAUGCAGUCACAGUAAUGAGUUUCUGCUCAUAGCUUUCACUUAUUUGGUGACAAAUGAGCAAGAUGACUUGAUCCCCCCCCCCCCCCAACAAUGUCCUUAGCAUUUAAACCAAAGGCAAAGCCAGUAAACUUGGUCAGUGAGUUUUCUAUCUAAAUACCUAGUAUUGUGGGACUAGGAAGAGGUCUUAUAUAUUGUGUAAAUUGGUUUCUUAAUACUUUGGAUUAACAGAGCAAUGGAGAAAUGAUGAUGUUGCAAUGUGAACUUCCCAUGGGCCUUCCAUAGGGGAAGCUGUGACUACUCUAAAAUGGAACCCAGCAUUAUAUCCUUGUGGGGUAGACUGUAAAUCUUUUCCAGUUCAUUUCUCUCAAGGUGGUUACUCUGGCCAUCAGCCUUACUCCAUCCCAUGUUAAGUAUACAGUUUGAGCCUGAAGGCCCACAUCACUAACACUCUUCAUUUUCCUCUUUAUGGAGCCAUGCUAAAACUGUGGUAGUGAUCUGUAAUCCCUAGGGUGACUACUGUUUUUCUCCUUUGAAACCGGUUUCUAAAUAUUACACCUAAGGAGUCUGUCACAUUUUCCUGUUGAAUCAUGGAUUUUAGUUUCAUUUUGUAUUGUUUUAACAAAUAUUCCUUCUGAUGUGGACUUGAAAAUUAGUCUGUGGUGACCGGUAUAAAACAUUUGCACACUACCAACAACAUAUAGCCAUAUAGGUUAGAAAAAAAAGAUGGUUUUCCUCUUUUCUUUUUCUUCCUUUUACUUUGUGACAGUCUGAUGCUGGCCACAUUGAAAUUUUAAGAAAUUGCUUAUUGAUAGCUCUGCAGUGAAAUCAUGCUUUAUUCAUUUUAUUUAUUUUAAGCUUAAUUAUUUCUAAAGGAAUAUUUGAGAGACUUCCUUUUUACCAUAUUACAUAAUAACCUUUUUCUACAACAUAGUUUGGAGGUACUGAAUAACUUAGACUAUGUAUGGAGCUGUUGGAGAUAGCAGUGCUGUAUUGUAGUUUUGUAUAUUCAUGUACAGUAUGUCUAGAUCCCAGGUAAACGUAUUCUUUUAUAAGAGGAUAAAUACCUACUUUCAAAUAUUCCAGCUAAACAAAACUGGGUCAAUGAGUGAGCUUAAGAGAAUUCACUCUGGGGAGGGUAAAGAAUAGUACCUGACCAAAAUGGAUAUUUUUAGUCUCUCUGCAUGUGAAAUUUGGUGCAAGAAGAUAGAACUAUACACAUACGUAGAGUGUACAGGAUAGACGUGCUUUGUUCAUCUUGACUGCAAAGCUGCCAAAAUAGCUGAAGCUUAAUUACUUGACUUGCCUUGAUUUGUAGGACUGGGGCUUGGAGAAAAGGAACAGAUGUUCCUCUGAGACUUUGAUUACAGAAGCCUUAUAUUCAUUAAUUUGAUUUUGUGUUGGUAGCCCAAAGCCAUUGUUAUCUAAAUGUAGCUCUUCUAAAGUUAUCAAAGCAGCAUCAUUUUUUUUCCCUAGAGGAGAAGGAUCCCAGGACUCUGCAGGAAAAGCUAAGGAUCCCAGGACUCUGCAGGAAAAGCUAGCUUAUGGCCGUGACCACUCGCCGUUCCUUUGGCCGCUAGGGGGAGCUAUCGCUUUUCAUUGAGUUUUAGAAGCAACUCAGUUUGUUUAAAAAAACGAAAUCCUUUAAGGAAAAAACACUUAACAAGUUGUACUUAUUAUCUAGAAGGACUGAUACUCAGUUUUUCCCCACUUAAGAAAUAAGGUGGUAUGUGUUCAACUUCAGAACAUUGCUAUAUGGGCAAUUUCCAUUUUUCUUAGCCUCACUGCCACAAAGUAGUCUUUGAGUUCAUUAGAAAAUCCCAACAGCAUAAUUAUGUUUAAAGAUGUUUUGUUUGUUAAAAACCUUUCAUAGAUUAUUUUAUUUACUUGCUGAAGAUUCAGGGAAUUCCAUGGGACCCUGAGUUUAGAAACAUCUGGUCUACCUCAGUUAAAUGUUAACUGCUUAGAAAUAGAGCUGAAAUGAUCACCACAGCCAUAAAUUGUUUGACUAAGAGAGAUUUAUAUAAUGUUUACAAACCUGGAAUCAAGUAAGGAUUUUACCUGAAAGUUAAAAGUUAGAUAUCAGAGCAAGUAUUUUAUUCAGGUAUUUUCAAGUUUUGAAACUUAUUUACCUACUAAAAAUAGGUAUAGGGCUCCCCCCAACCCCCACUUAAAAGUCCAUUGAAAUGAUAUGCCCUAAUUUGCAAUACUUCUCCCAUAAAAUUUAAAUGUGAAAGUAUUGUGAUUUACUAGAUAUGUUUGGGGUGGGUAUUUUGUUGGGUGGGUUUUCAUUUUUUCUUUUUGUAAUAAGCUUCAAAAAAAGUAAAAUUGUUUCAGAACAAAUUAUUUUGUGAUAUUUUACUUUUCCUUUUUCUUCAUAGUAUUAGAGACUUAAAAUGAAAAAUUAUGUACUCUGACUUUAAUUUCUCUAAUUUAAUUAUUCUCUCUGGAAUUCUUUUAGAUUAAAUGAUCCUCUUAUAAACCUUUUCUAUAGCAUUUGUUCUCACACCAAACCCCAUGCCAAAUUCAUCAUAAAGAAAGCGCAGCAUAAGUAAUUCAGAUAGUGCUUAUAAUUUUAGAGGGGGUGGGUAGCAUUUACUAAAUAGUCCAACUGGUCGUUUUAUGCACAAGGCUACAGUCAGAACAUAGAAAAAAAACAUUCUGUGAAUGAAACAUUGUAUGUUCAGAUUUUAUAAAAGACAUUUUUAAAAGCCCAAUUUACAGCCGUAUAUUUUCUUAUGAUGUAAUUUAUGAAAAAGAUGUCUGUACUAACAGGUGCUGUAACACUACUGUUGUUGGGUUUUAUUGUUUGGUGAUAAAUGUAUACAAUAUUUCUAAUGGAAACUAUGUACUGUGAUGUAAAAGUCUGGGCAAAAUGUAUAUAAUCCUUGUAUAUAAUUGUGUAUUUGAUUAUAAUUAACUGAUUGUAAAUUUAAUAAAACAUGUAAAUAUUC